GAGGCAACAAAGUCCAGUGAGUGUGAGGGCUGAGCAGAGGACGCCGAAGGGGAGGCAGCAGCAGGGAGCUGCCGAGAGGAAGGACUGUCCAGCUUCCAGAUGCUAGGCUUCCUGGGAAGCACGACCCUCGUGGGCUUGAUCACAGGCAUUGCCGUGGCUCUUCUGCUGUUGGUGCUGCUGCUGGCCACCUGCCUGUACCAUGGACAGCGGGACCAUGACAUGGAGAGGAACCGCCCGGCCGCGAGGAGAAACCGAGUCCGGUGGGCCCAGCCUUGGCUCCUCCCGGGCCGGGGCCACCCGGGACAUGCUCACUGUUUCCGUCAUCCUGGCCACGUGUCUCACACGCACCACGUGGGCCUCCACCACCAUCGCCUCCACCGACACCUCUACCACCAAGCCCACCACCAAGCCCACCGAGGCCACCACUGA
Messenger RNA from Lynx canadensis (Canada lynx), 429 nucleotides. It is a transcript of the gene HRCT1, whose product is annotated as histidine rich carboxyl terminus 1. Lineage: Eukaryota; Metazoa; Chordata; Mammalia; Carnivora; Felidae. The transcript has a single exon. Bases 100 to 429 code for a protein of 109 amino acids. The record is from RefSeq and is a predicted model, not a curated record.